GCUCGUUGGGCUGGAGGAAGGAAAGCUCUCCGUGUUUGGUGGGCGAGGAGAGAGCGAGAAUUUUAUGGGAGCUUUUAUUGCAGGGAGAAAUCGCAGAGGAGAAAGUCCUUUCACAACCCUCGUCCACAGCCAGAUCUCAACUUUGUCCCUGGUCUUUUCACUCCUCGUCACUUGUGCUCCAGGCUGACUGCGGUUCUUCUUCGUCGUCGACAGACUACUUAUUUCCUCCAUUAUCCCCUCUUCAAGGUGAAAGUACAAAAGUAGGCGAAACAGAAGAAAAAUUAACGUGAGACGACGUCUUCUCGCAAAAUGUUUUCAAUAAUUUAAGACUUGUAUUUAAGAAUUAAGAUUGGACGUCGUAUUAGUAAAAUCGAAGAUACUAUGGCGUGAAUUUGUGAAGCAUAAGUUAAGUUUGGUCAGUUGCAACAAAUAUGAAUUUUAUAAAAUCCGCAAAACUACUAAAGUUAAACUUUAGAUUUGUUAAAAUCUCGUGCAAUUUUAUUGUGAUGAAUAAAUUUCAUGCGUGGUCGUGAAUGUGAAGGACAAUGUGUGCAGCCAUGGUUGGGAGUAGUGAACUGACGAUGGGCUCCUCUGGCCACCCCCACCACCCACUUUCCCAUCCCCACUCGGCAUUCGGUCCCCUCGGCUUGCGACCACCCCCACCACAAGCUCACGGCGGCCCACACUCGGCCCUCCACCACCCCGCACUCCUCCCCCCGAGUGGCACCAACGGCUCCAGUCUGCCUGGCGACCCUCCGCCCGACGUCCUCCUCGCCCUCCUCUCCAGAAACAGAGGCCUCGAAGCGACAAUCCCGCGUUGUGCCGGUUGCGAAGGAAUGAUUCUGGACCGUUUUAUCCUGAAGGUGGUGGAUCGCACGUGGCAUUCUCGCUGUUUGAAAUGCUCCGACUGUGACUGUUCCCUCUCUGACAAGUGCUUUCUCAAAAAUGGACAAGUCUUUUGCAAGGAGGACUUUUUCAGAAGGUUCGGAACACGAUGUGCCGGUUGUGAGCAAGGCAUUCCUCCGUCGCAAGUGGUUCGAAGGGCUCAAGACAAUGUUUACCAUCUCCAGUGCUUCGUGUGCAUAUUGUGCUCCAGACAACUCAACACGGGGGACGAGUUUUAUCUCAUGGAAGAUCGCAAACUCGUCUGCAAACCCGACUACGAAGCGGCCAAAUCGAAAGGUCAGCAGUUAUUAGUUGAGGCGAACGGAUGUCCCGACUCUGGCGGCGACACGCCCAACAAGCGACCAAGGACAACCAUCACGGCAAAGCAGUUGGAAACGUUGAAAAGUGCUUACAACGCGAGUCCAAAGCCUGCGAGACACGUCCGAGAACAACUCUCACAAGACACCGGCCUCGACAUGCGGGUCGUCCAGGUUUGGUUCCAGAAUCGGAGAGCGAAGGAGAAGAGACUUAAGAAGGAUGCGGGGAGGACGCGUUGGGGUCAAUACUUCCGCUCGUUGAAGGGCUCCCGAGGAGGGGAUGGAAAGGGCGACUUGCUGAAAGACAUGGGUGAUAAAAGUGACUCCGAAUCCGGAUUUAAUCACAGUGAUGAUUUAAGCAGCAACGACGGUUUUGUAGACAUGCCGGAAAUGAGUCGACCCCAAACACCGAGUCAACAUGGGACUUAUGUCGGCUCGGGUGGGUCCCCAUAUCCCGGAGGGCACGAGUCUGGUGGGGGCAGCAGUGGGGGCAGCUCCAUCCAUCACUUUCCACACUUUACACCCGACGGAAUUCCAGUCUACCCGCCGCUUGGUGGGAGCAGCCAAGUGGGGAACCCGGUAGUGUCCCCCUCCCCAGUGGGAGGACCACCUGGUGACAUUGGUCCCCAUCCGAACGUGCCACACCAUCCCCACUCUUACCAAGAGUACCCACCCUCGCCGGCCUCUUGGCUCAGCGACGUGGACUCGAACGCCAACAAUCCGCAAUAUUGACCCUCGACCUCUGCUUCUAGUUUGCAAAGAUCAACUGGAAUCAGAGUCUCGGUUUUACGGAAAUCACAAAGUGCAAAGUCAAAAAGAAGAAAAUGAGCCAAUCCCAUAAGCAAAUAUUGACCAAACCAAACCUAUGCCACGCCCAUCACAAGUACGCAUUCACCUCCCAGACGAUGACGACGACGACACCAUGUUAACCCCAACCUCUCCUCAACCCUCUCUUAUCGUCGUCUCUGCGUCUCGUCCAUCAAGCUGCAUAAUCAGUCGCAUAAUAAUAUAAAUACUAUUCAGAACCUUUAUUACACAAUUAUUAAGCUACAUAUAAUCAGAGCAUGACUAACUUAUACUGAUAAGUGCAUACAUAUGUAACUGUAUAUAUCUUGAUAACCAACUUGUCUAGAUUUAUUAAAUCAGAAACACCGUCGUCAUAUGAAAACUAAUUAUAUUCAUUUUCUACCACACACCCACUUUCUCCUUCCUCGACAAAAACCCCAAAUUUUCUCUCAGAGCAGCAACAGAAACAGAGCUCAUUAAUUAAACUUAAUACUUAGCUUGGGCAAAAUGUAAAUAUGGAUUCAAAAUUACUUAAAUGUGAGUCUAGUCACUAGUUCAGUCUACCAGUCAGUGUGUUUACGUGGAUAGUCAGCAGAAAAGUGGGUGAAUUAAUACUUAAAAUGUUAUUAUGUUUUACAAAUUGGUUAGUCUGUAGCGUGUCAAAUCAAAAAUAGUGCAAAAAAACAAGAGAAAGCACAGACUACAAAAGAUGUGUCCGUGUUUACAUGAAUCUAUUUACAACAAGAAAGAGCUAGUCAUUUAAUUCAUUUACAGGAAUCGUUAUUAUUCCUCGUACGGUACACCCAGCCAAGGUCCCACCCACGACACAAAACCCAACCACCCCUGAAGCCAUAAAGUGUAAAAGUGAUGAUUAUGAUGAUGAAUUAUUUAAAAGAAACCCAAAUAAAAUGUGAUGAGUUUCGUUGUGAAUUUA
This is a messenger RNA of Folsomia candida, 2922 nucleotides long. RefSeq names its product LIM/homeobox protein Lhx3. Gene Ontology annotation, molecular function: RNA polymerase II transcription regulatory region sequence-specific DNA binding; DNA-binding transcription factor activity, RNA polymerase II-specific. Gene Ontology annotation, cellular component: nucleus. Lineage: Eukaryota; Metazoa; Arthropoda; Collembola; Entomobryomorpha; Isotomidae. Bases 546 to 1934 code for a protein of 462 amino acids. The transcript is spliced from 10 exons. The record is from RefSeq and is a predicted model, not a curated record. Gene Ontology annotation, biological process: regulation of transcription by RNA polymerase II; neuron differentiation.